CACGAACAAAGCGCUAUCGCUUCGUCUGAAGUGAAACAACGACUCCAAGAGUUUGUUUUGAGCAAAAAACAGAGAGAAGCGGCCGCAGCCAACAGUGCCAACAACUCGCCGCCCACUCCCGGCACCAGAAACUGGCAACCAAUUAUUGGAAAAUAUGAGAACGACUUCCCCCUCCGAAAAACA
Molecule: messenger RNA, 183 nt
Organism: Medioppia subpectinata
Lineage: Eukaryota; Metazoa; Arthropoda; Arachnida; Sarcoptiformes; Oppiidae
Source: the annotation of a GenBank genome assembly